Messenger RNA from Pieris macdunnoughi, 1512 nucleotides. The record is from the annotation of a GenBank genome assembly. NCBI's taxonomy places the organism in Eukaryota, Metazoa, Arthropoda, Insecta, Lepidoptera, Pieridae.
AUGGCUGAAACAGUAGAGGAAAAGCCCGAGUCAGUUUUAAAUCUAGAAGAUCUACUUCAAUGUCCAGUUUGCUAUGAAAUACCUUCUGGUCAAAUAUUCCAAUGCAAUGAGGGUCACCAUGUGUGUGGCAGGUGUAAGAUGCGUCUGGAUGUUUGCCCUGUGUGCAGAGCCUUUUUUUUUGGCACACGAAACUAUGCUAUGGAAGAACUUAUAGCCAACUUCAAGAGAGUUAAACAACUUAAAUCAAGCACGAAAACCUCUGAAUCGUCACAAAGCAGUUCACCUGCUGCAAUUAUUGAAACAUCUGACGCAGAAGUUGUAAUACAAUCACCAGAACUGGAAGAGCAAGAAAGUAGUGACAAUUCUUCUACGAAUAGAUUGCCCCCGCCUCUAUCCUGUCGGGGUCUGUAUCGUUGUCUUUGCUGCAAGCAAGGCAGUGUGCAACGUCUACCACUAGCCAGACUUCUGAACCAUUUACGGUACUUCCACCGUUCUGAUCUCAUCGAGGGCCGUACUGAAAAUGCGGAGUAUGUGCAAGCUUGGCAGUUUCCAACAAGCCCAGGUAGAAUAGUGACAGCAGUUCGAGUUGUUGAAAUGGGAAUUUUCUUCCUAGUCAUUGAAAUUGUUGAAGGCCAUGUAUUGCAUGCUUGGAUGACAAUGGCAGCCUCUUCUUGGGUCGCUAACGGCUUCAACUACUCACUUACAAUUUCUGGAAAUGACCGGGAAGCAAUUUUCACUGAUUACGUCUGGUCAGUAAAAUCUUGCGAGGGUACACUGAAAAAACAGAAACACACACUCAGCAUAACUGGAACAAAUGCAUCUGCAAUGCUUUCAUCAAGUACCAUGAGUGGCAAACUAUCACUCCGUCGACUGACAUUUGAAGAACUGCCAAACACCACUCAGCCCCGGAGAAUAAUCAGAGUUGCGCGUCGAGGAAACAGAACUGAUUCAUAUAACCUUGAACCAUUUCUGGACAAUCUGCAAAGUGAUGUUCAUUGGCUAACCCAAGCCUUUGCCACUUUAAGGCGUACAGCUAGUGUCUGGUCUGAAGACAGUAAUGCAAACCAAGAGGAAGAAGUGGAAAUAGAAAGUGAAGAGAUGGAAUUAAAUGAAAAUGAAACUCAGCCAUUAUCUAGAAGUGCAAGGAGGCGGAUGAGGAGACGGUUAAGGGCAGCCUUGGGUACCCCACGAACUUCAGACGAGUAUUAUACGAGCAAUAACAGAGAAAAUGGCAGCACAGUCAGUCUAUCGACUGGUCGUACAAGCCCAAUCAUAUCCACCCGAGGUGCCAGUCCCAGUGCUAGAUCAAGUGCCAUUGCUAGUAGGCCUACCAAUGCUAAUACUUCAGGUACUUCUAGCGCUGGUGUUGCCAAUUCUCGCAUACCUUCAAGCCCCAUUGUAGUGCAAACAGGUAUUGCCAUCGUCCAAGAUGCACCAGCCUCCCAACCGUCUGCAUCAAACGGCCAACCUCAGGCUAAUAGACGAAGAAGGAAACCGCGACACCGUAGAUAA